Pleuronectes platessa (European plaice) is the source of this 4287-nucleotide messenger RNA. It is a transcript of the gene dgkg, whose product is annotated as diacylglycerol kinase beta. Lineage: Eukaryota; Metazoa; Chordata; Actinopteri; Pleuronectiformes; Pleuronectidae. The coding region runs from base 1401 to 4028 and encodes 875 amino acids. Gene Ontology annotation, biological process: intracellular signal transduction; diacylglycerol metabolic process; lipid phosphorylation. The transcript is spliced from 26 exons. Gene Ontology annotation, molecular function: ATP-dependent diacylglycerol kinase activity; calcium ion binding. The record is from RefSeq and is a predicted model, not a curated record. Gene Ontology annotation, cellular component: plasma membrane.
CUUAUUUCAUUUCGGGAAAGUCCGUCCGUUUUAAUCUUCUGUGAAAACUCGAAGCUUUUAGAUGAACUCCACUCGUCUGAGACUUCUGCUGAACGACCCUCAGUGUGUUCAGAGAUGACAGCCAGCAGACGGAGGAGCGAUCUCUCGAAGUCAAGGCCAGCGUGUAAAGAUCCCACGCUCUUCAGGCGAGAUGAGGAGGAAACGAGGAAGAAGAACCGCGUGCAGCUGCUGUUCAGUGAGUCAGGAAGAGGGAAGUGAGCGAGAGAGGAGCCUGAAAGAGAGAGAGAGGGAGAGAGAGAGAGAGAGAGAGAGAGAGAGAGAGAGAGAGGGAGAGAGACAAAGAGAGAGAAGGAGAGAGAGGAAGCGAGGGAGAGGGAGAGAGAGAGAGACAGGGAGAGAGAGAGGAGCCUGAAAGCAGAGAGAGAGAGGGAGGGAGAGAGAGCGACAGAGAGAGCGACAGAGAGAGGGAGAGAGAGGAAGCAAAGGAGAGAGAGAGAGACAGGGAGAGGGAGAGAGAGAGAAGAGGGGGGGAUAGGGAGAAGGAGGGAGAGGGAGAGGGAGAAAUGGAGAGAGAGAGAGGGAGUGUUAACCAUGCGCACAUGAGAAGCAGAGAGAGAGGGAAGUGAGAGGGAGGGCAGCAGAAGGAGAGAGAGAGACAGAGAGAGAGAGAGAGAAGUGAGAGGGAGGGCAUCAGAGGGAGAGAGAGAGAGAGACAGAGACAGAGAGAGGGAGAGAAGUGAGAGGGAGGGCAGCAGAGAGAGGGAGAGAGAGAGAGAGAGAGGGAGAGAGGGAGAGAAGUGAGAGGAAGGGCAGCAGAGAGAGGAAGAGAGAGAGAGAGGGAGAGAGAGAGGGAGAGAGGUUUAAUGAAUUCAGGGUGGAUUGGAGGGAUGUUACCACCGAGGCUCCAGAGCUGCUGUCGUGCUGCUGCAUGAAGUGAUCGUCUGAGCUGAGAGGACGACUCGGCUGCUGCUGGGAAUCAAACACCCGACGGACCACGACUCCACAUCCUGGAGCUCACUGGCUCACUCAGACUGGCUGAACAGGGAUGGUACACGGACUCCGGUACGAGCAGUGAUGCACCGAGGUCAGCAGAGAAGAAACCUUCCAACCUCCGAGUCAUGAGGAGUCCUUCGUUAUAACUCAGAUAUAUAUACAUAUAUCAAUAUUUGGAAUAUUUUAGAUCACCUCAGUAAUAUUCAGGACCUGAACUGGGACCUGGUUUCUUCCUCCACCUCUUCUCACGGGGCCUCGUUUUUUUUCCAACUCGAGGCCGAGAUGUCGUCCCACAGCCUCUUGGCCUCAGUCCCAGUACACAGCUUGACCCAGGGAUAACCAGCAGCUCUCCCAGUAGCACCCGAGGCCCGACACAGAGCCCUGCAGGGCCCCUGGCUUCAGGCAGCAUGGGAGACGGGAGCUGGGUGUGUCUGAGCCCAGCGGAGUUCAACCAGCUGCAGCAGUACAGCGAGUACUCAAGCAAGAAGCUGAAAGACGUUCUGGACGAGUUCCACGGUGACGGAGUUCUUUCCAAGUACAACCCAGAGCACCCCAUCGACUAUGAAGGCUUCCAGCUCUUCAUGGCCACUUACCUGGAGAACGACAUCCCAGAGGAGCUGUGUCAGCACCUCUUCACCUCCUUCAAGAGAAAGACGGGAGGCUGCUCCCCCGAUCCGACUCGAGCCGGCACCAGCUUACUGGGUAUGAACGGGAAAAGCAUCCUGUGUGCGAUGGGCCGCCACACGCCCGAGCACUCCGGCCUGGUGAGCACAACCGGCUCGGGGGCCACCACCUCCCCGUGUUCAUCCCGCUCGUCCUCGCAGCGUUCAGGGACCGGGGGCCACACGUCCGGGGGCCACACGCCCGGUGGCCCCCAACGAUCGCCCUGCGGCCAUGUCAAGGCCUCGGAGGGCAGCAGCAGCAACGUCCUGACCCCCAACGCUGGAGCCACCAGGUCGCCAGUGUCCCCCAAACUAUCUCCAGAGAGGAGCCACUCUGAGAAGCACUUCUCUCUGCGGAGGAGCCCCUCGCCCCAGACCGGCUCGGUCGCCCUGCCCUCGCCCCAGGUGGUCUUUCUCAAGGACAUCGUCUGCUACCUGUCCCUGCUGGAGAGGGGGACGCCGGAGGACAAGCUGGAGUUCAUGUUCCGGCUGUACGACACUGACGGCAACGGGGUCCUGGACAGCUCGGAGUUGGAUCGCAUCAUCAAUCAGAUGGUGCAUGUGGCCGAAUAUCUGGAGUGGGAUUCUAUGGAGCUGCGACCGAUUCUGAAGGAGAUGAUGAUAGAAAUCGACUACGACCGAGACGGGACAGUGACGCUGGAGGAGUGGAUCCGAGGAGGCCUCACCACCAUCCCUCUACUGGUCCUACUGGGCAUGGAUACGAACGUGCAGGAGGACGGGCAGCACGUCUGGCGUCUGAAGCACUUCAACAAGCCGGCGUACUGUAACUACUGCCACACCAUGCUGCUGGGGGUCCGCAAGCAGGGCCUCUGCUGCUCCUUAUGCAAGUACACGGUGCACGAGCGCUGCGUCUCCAAAGACAUCGCCGCCUGCAUCAGCACCUACGCCAAGUCUCGCAGGAGCACCAACGCUAUGCAGCACGUGUGGAUGGAGGGAAACUCUCCCACAAAGUGCGACCGCUGUCACAGGAGCAUCAAGUGUUACCAGGGCCUGACGGGCCUCCACUGUGUGUGGUGUCAGAUCACUCUCCAUAAUAAGUGUGCGUCCAAUGUGAAGCCCGAGUGUGAUGGAGGAGCCCUGCGGGACCACACGCUGCUGCCCUCCUACAUCUGCCCGGUCGUCCUGGACCGUCACUCUGUGGUGAAGCGUGGCGAGGGGGAGUCUCCGCCCAGCACCAGCCCCGACGACACCAACCAGACGUUCAAAUUCUCCCCCGGCGACGGACAGCCGCUGCAGGUCACUCCUCUCCCAGGUACUCACCCGCUCCUCGUCCUCGUCAACCCCAAGAGCGGAGGGCGGCAGGGGGAGCGGGUUCUGAGGAAGUUCAGGUACCUGCUGAACCCCCGGCAGGUUUACAGUCUGGAGCGAGAGGGUCCGAUGGUCGGGUUAAACUUUUUCCACGAUGUCCCUGAUUUCCGGGUGCUGGCCUGUGGAGGGGACGGCACCGUGGGCUGGAUCCUCGACUGCAUAGACAAAGCCAACUUCGCCAGGCACCCCCCGGUGGCCAUCCUCCCUCUGGGCACCGGCAACGACCUGGCUCGCUGCCUACGCUGGGGAGGAGGUUACGAAGGCGGCAGCUUGCUGAAGUUCCUGCGGGACAUCGAACACAGCACGGACAUGGUGCUCGACCGCUGGACCAUCGAUAUCGUCCCGGAUGACAAGGAGGAGAAGGGAGACCCCGUCCCCUACAGCAUCGUCAACAACUACUUCUCUAUUGGCGUGGACGCCUCCAUCGCUCAUCGCUUUCACCUGAGUCGGGAAAAGCACCCGGAGAAGUUCAACAGCAGAAUGAAGAACAAGCUGUGGUACUUUGAGUUCGGCACCACCGAGACCAUCUCGGCCACCUGCAAGAAACUGAACGAGGGAAUAGAAGUGGAGUGCGACGGGAUCAUCUUGGACCUCAGCAACACCUCCUUAGAGGGCAUCGCGGUGCUCAACAUUCCCAGCAUGCACGGCGGCUCCAACCUGUGGGGAGAGUCGAAGAAGAGGAGGCACUACAACCGCAUGAGCAAGAAGGUUCCCGAGCGGCUGCCGUCCAGCACCGUCACCGACGCCAAGGAGCUGAAGUUCUGCAUGCAAGACUUCAGCGACCAGCUGCUGGAGGUGGUCGGCCUGGAGGGGGCGAUCGAGAUGGGACAGAUCUACACCGGCCUGAAGAGCGCCGGACGCCGACUGGCUCAGUGUGCCAGCGUCACCAUCAGGACGUCCCGGCGGCUGCCCAUGCAGAUUGAUGGCGAGCCCUGGAUGCAGCCCCCCUGCACGAUCAGGAUCACGCACAAGAACCAGGUCCCCAUCCUCCUGGGCCCGCCGCAGAAGACGCCGUUCUUCUUCUUCAAGAAACGCCGCGACUAGGACCCGUGCAUGCAACACGCCACAGACACACACAUUUUACAAAACAUAUGCACACACACAAAACAAACACACAAACAAACACACACACACAUCAGACGGCCGGUCGGGAAUUCAAAUUACAGGAAGUGGAACGUUCCCAAAGUCUGGAUGCCAACAGACAACUUGCAGUGACAGCACCUGAAAUGAAAAGACUCCAUACACGGCAGCGACCUAUUCCUGUGUAACCAUCAUCCAGACAUGGAUUCAACCCCCCCACCCC